Messenger RNA from Penicillium soppii, 465 nucleotides. RefSeq names its product ankyrin repeat containing protein. The transcript has a single exon. The record is from RefSeq and is a predicted model, not a curated record. Lineage: Eukaryota; Fungi; Ascomycota; Eurotiomycetes; Eurotiales; Aspergillaceae. Bases 1 to 465 code for a protein of 154 amino acids. Gene Ontology annotation, molecular function: protein binding.
AUGAAGGACAACUUCGGCCGAACAAUCCUGCAUCUGGCUGUGAUCUACGAUGACCUUAUCGCGGUUGCAAGGCUUGCGAGAGAGGAGCUUGUUGAUGUCGAUUGUCCCGAACAUCUGGGGGAGACGCCCCUCAUGUUGGCUGCGAAGCUACAUGCCGGCGAUCAGCCCAACAAUGUCAAAAUUUUCAAGUGUCUGCUCUCGCGGUCCAAGGCCAUGGUAGAUCAGCGAGAACAAAGAGGUCAAUCCGUCCUCUCACAUGCCGUGAAUACGUCCAAUACCGACCUAAUCCAGUGUCUCAGCUCCCUCGCUUCGGACCAAGAACACCGGACAGCGAUGGAAUCACUCCACUGGCUCGAGCAAGGGCCAGAAGGCAGUUUGAAAUCGUCAAAAGUUCAAUCCCUGAAGCCAGCUAGCCACGCUGCAAGCAAUAUCUCUGCUCCAAGCAUCUGCGAAGGGCAGCUAUGA